Molecule: messenger RNA, 513 nt
Organism: Helicoverpa zea (corn earworm)
Lineage: Eukaryota; Metazoa; Arthropoda; Insecta; Lepidoptera; Noctuidae
Exons: 1
Coding region: 42-503 (153 amino acids)
Source: RefSeq, a predicted model, not a curated record
UGAAGUGGCGAGAAGUAACUGGUGUGAUAUGUGACAGAAGAAUGCCGGUCAAGCUCAAGGGUUUAAUCUACAAAACCAUCAUACGUCCAGUCCUUACGUAUGGCAGCGAAACAUGGGCUGCAACCAAAAGGCACAUACAUACCAUCCAGGUUGCCGAAAUGAAGAUGUUGAGGUGGAUGUGCGGCGUCACUAGGCUCGAUCGUAUUCGUAAUGAAUAUGUGCGAGGAAGUUUAGGGGUGCGUGAUGUCGCAGAUAAGUUGCAGGAGAAUCGGCUACGGUGGUAUGGCCACGUAAAGAGAAGACCACCUGAUUACGUGGGAAAUUUGGCUCUGCAACUUUCCAUCCCCGGUCGAAGAUCGAGAGGGCGCCCCAAGACCAGAUGGCGGGACGUAGUGUCGAAAGACAUGAAAGAGUGCCAGGUGUCCGAGAGCGACGUCAUGGAUAGAGCGAAGUGGAAAAGAAAAAUAAGGAAAGCUGACCCCACCACCAUGUGGGAUACAUAGCAGGAAAGAG